CGGCCAGUGAGCGCUCCUCUGUGCCAAUAAUUCUGCUGUAACUCAUCGUUGUUUUUCUGUCUGCAUCCCUGUCUUUGCACCAGUGUCUCUUAUUCGCACGUCUCUUUUCUUUUUGAGUCCAUCCUCUUUUCUUUUUUUCUUUUUUUUUUAAAUCAUCAUAACACAUUAUAAUAAAAGUAGCCCAUUUGGCUUGCGAGUCAGCAUGCAUGUACCUCUGAACCUUUUUAGAGGAAGGGUGAUGGAGGGGAUGGAGGAGGGGGUGAGGGGUAUCCAGCACGAUACGCCAUAAUCAGGGUCUUCCCUCGUUAUUCUAUUAGAAUUCACCCCCUCACCGAGGCAUUACCCCAUUUUCUAACGGGGGGAUGUCUCUUCCUCUAUGUAUAGCCAAAGCAAUUGUGCGACACCCCGUGCUGCAUGAGCUCCAUACGCGCUCCACUCCUAGCGGUGGUUUCGUGUUACUGAAUAAUACCCUACAGAGAACAGAACCGAGUAGAGUGGUAGAGGGAGCAGGGAGAAGAGAGGGAGAUGAGCAUCUUAUUCCAAUGAAACAUCAAGCAGUGUGACGAUGACAGCGAAAGGCAGACAUAAAGCGGUCCCCUUCCCCCUGGCCCACCGGCUGACCAUGAAGGAGGUGUUCGACGCGGAGGGCCGGCCUCGGGUGGACCUGCUCAAAGCUCACCUCACCAAGGAGGGCCGGCUCGAGGAGGCCGUGGCCCUGCGCAUCAUCGAUGAGGGCGCCGCCAUCCUGCGCCAGGAGCGCACCAUGUUGGACAUCGAGGCGCCAGUCACGGUGUGUGGAGACAUCCACGGCCAGUUCUUCGACCUGAUGAAGCUGUUUGAAGUGGGAGGCUCUCCUGCCAACACACGCUACCUCUUCCUAGGGGACUACGUGGACAGGGGCUAUUUCAGCAUCGAGUGCGUGUUGUACCUGUGGUCACUGAAAAUCCUCUACCCAAAGACGCUCUUUCUUCUGCGGGGAAACCAUGAAUGUAGACAUCUGACAGAAUAUUUCACCUUCAAACAAGAAUGUAAGAUCAAGUACUCAGAACAGGUGUACGACUCCUGCAUGGAGGCGUUUGAUUGCCUGCCCCUGGCAGCCCUGAUGAACCAGCAGUUCCUGUGUGUGCAUGGGGGGCUUUCACCGGAGAUCCACACGCUGGACGACAUCAAGAAGUUGGACCGGUUCAAGGAGCCCCCGGCGUUCGGGCCCAUGUGCGACCUGUUGUGGGCCGACCCCCUGGAAGACUUCGGCAACGAGAAGACCCAGGAGUACUUUGGCCACAACACAGUCAGAGGAUGCUCCUAUUUCUACAGUUAUCCUGCGGUGUGCGAGUUCUUACAGACCAACAACCUGCUGUCAAUCAUCAGAGCGCACGAAGCACAGGAUGCCGGGUACCGCAUGUACAGGAAGAGUCAGACCACAGGCUUCCCCUCCCUCAUCACCAUCUUCUCUGCUCCUAACUACCUGGAUGUCUACAACAACAAAGCGGCGGUGCUGAAAUAUGAGAACAACGUGAUGAACAUCCGCCAGUUCAACUGCUCUCCUCAUCCCUACUGGCUGCCCAACUUCAUGGACGUCUUCACAUGGUCGCUGCCUUUCGUGGGAGAAAAGGUGACUGAGAUGCUGGUCAAUGUUCUGAGUAUCUGCUCCGACGAUGAACUCAUGAACGACGGAGAAGAGAUCUUCGACGCGAGUGCAGCAGCCGCGAGAAAAGAGGUCAUCAAGAACAAGAUCCGAGCCAUUGGGAAGAUGGCGAAAAUGUUCUCUGUUCUACGGGAGGAGAGUGAGAACGUCCUGACCCUGAAGGGGCUGACGCCUACGGGCAUGUUGCCCAGCGGAGUUCUGUCCGGGGGCAAACAGACCCUGCAGAGCGCUACCAUUGAGGCCAUAGAAGCUAUCGAGACAGUUAAGGACCCGGAAGCCAUCCGAGGCUUCUCCCCGCAGCAUCGGAUCAGCAGCUUCGAGGAGGCCAAAGGUCUGGACCGGAUCAACGAGAGGAUGCCGCCGCGGCGCGACGCCGUCAACAGCGUGGGCCUGUCGAUGGGCCGCAUGAACAUGGGCGAGCCCAAUGGGACCGACACCAACAGCAAUAUACAGUGAUGGACGCACACUCCCACAAGCCCAGACACAUACCUGCAGUUACAACUCUGAUCUGGUACCAUAUUUAUAGAUACGUGUACAUAGGCAUAUAUACACAGGAAAGAAACGCAUCUCACACACAAAAAACACAGUAUUUCCUACACGCAUUAGACACGCGCACACACAUGCAACCACACACAUACAUGCGCACACACACACACACACACAAUUACCUAACCCUUUCCCGUUGCCCUCAGCUGUUAUGUAAAGGCAUGAGCGUACCCCGGACUUUACCACCAAAGGCUGAAGCUCUUCACUGAACUGAUCGGCCCUAUUUAGAGAACUACAACUCCCAUGUACCUGCACAACGACGGGAAAAGAAACUCCAAAAAAAAAACACCUCCCCAUGCAAAACAGGAGGAGCUGCUGUUCCAACGCGUGUGUGUCGGGGGAUCACCAGUGGGUUGACGGUGUCAGCAUGACGUGCCUGUGUCGGUGGUGUGUGUGUGUGUGUGUGUGUGUGUCGUCUGGGGGCGGGGUGGAUGGGGUCGUGCAGUUUGCUCUGGGACGGGGGACGGGGGCGGUUAGGAGCAGGGGCAUUUGAGAUAUGUGUGCAUUGUUAUGUGCAUCCCAAAACAGGAAGUGGAACCAAACGUAGGUUGAUUUUCUAGAGUUGUGGACGCGUGCGUGCGUACUUGCGUGCACACGCUUCAACAUGUAAGUGUCAGUGUGGUCAUAUUUGGAAAAAAGUGUUUUUUUUUUUUUUUUGUUUGCAAACUCGAGCAGACGUCGCCAUCAGCCAGGCGACGGUGAGAAUAACUUCGGGGUGUGUGGUCGGGCGAGAGAUGUGCCGACGUCGUCUCAGCUGCAGUCUAAUCUGAGCCCUCGCUGUCCUUUUCUUCUGCAGAGGAGAUCACCCCCCCCCACAUUUGCUUUUGUAGCACUACACUGCACGCAUUCUCUACUUGAUGUCAAGUGGAGGACCCCCACACAACCCCCCCCCCCCCCAAAAAAAAUUAAAAUAAAAAGAUAAAUCUGGUCCGUGGCCAGUUAGCUCUCGGGAAAGGCUUGAAACUGGGCUCGGAUCACAUUCGAAGCGUUUCUCCCUAAUUGUGUAAAUAGGAUACAUAGAGAGGUUUUAUUGCACAUCCGACGCGUACGGUCACAAGGAUGCGAGAUGCAGUAUAACAGAAGCAGGAUCCUUUAUGUAUGUUAGGGAGUCGGGGUGUUGGGGGGGGGGGGGGGGGGGGGGGGGGUGGGCGGGAGUUGAAAUGUGAAGUCAUACUCUAUCCAUUCUCUUUCUACAUCCUCCUUUCUUCCCGUGUUGCUGUCUGCUACCGAAACAGCAGCGAUGGCCUAAAAAGCAGGAAAUGAUAUUACACAGAGGAAACUGACUCUUCUGGCGAAAGGCAGCAGCCAUGACAACAAGAAGAAGUCAGAAGAAAAAAAAGGUCUUUGUAAAGCAUUUAUAUUAACGCAUCAGUGCAUGCAGAGUUAAGUUCUUUGAUAAAUAAUGUGAAGAUUAUAUUUGUGCUCUGUGUUUCACUAUGGUAGGAAAAAAAAAUUCUUCUUGUUUUUCUGGCUAAUAUAAAUGAACUGAGGUAUAAUGAAAUCAUUUCUUUUGUACAUAAUGUUUGAUUUUAUUUAUUUAUUUUUUUCUUUUUGUAUUCAUUUUGUGUUAUAUUUUGUUCCGUUCAAUUUCACGUUUUCUUUUUUUUUUCUUCUUCUUCUUCUUUCUUUUUCUUAUUUUCACGACCUGUGUUUUCCGGUUUUCUUUUUCGACGCUGUACAGAAUGACGGUACGCUUCUAUUCAAAGUGUCAAAGUCCACGUUCUCUCCUCUCUUCUUUGUCGAUGUACAGGAGUUGUUUUUAAAUGACAAAUAUGAAUAACGAUAAACAAAUAUUAAACUAGCAUUGAUGAAUGACCAUACUAUAUACAAAGGCACAGGCAUUCAGGCAGCCAAAAGCAUGAUUGCAUGGUUAAAAUUUGCGCUGUUUCGAGGCAAAAAGCAGCAGACACAUUUUAACAGAAGAGCCGGUGUGUUGCCGUCACCACUUAAAGGAAAAAAAAAGUGUACUCUCUCUCUGAUCAUAAUUCUUGAUGAUUCCUCUUGUUAUUUGAUGAUAUUUAUGAUUCUAUGAUUAUUAUGAUUCUAUUUAUUAUGGACAUUAUUCUUAAUAUUUAAGCUCUCUCUCUGCUGGUUGCUCUUCAUGUUGCGUUGCUCCUUGGUUGAUCUUGUGCUUCUUUGGGAGAGGUGAACCCCCCUGGGAGACCCUGUGCCAUAGAAAUUGUGCCACGGUUCUGACUCUUUCUUUCUCUUUCUCUCUCUCAAUCUCUCUCUCUCCUUCUUUCUGACUUUCUCUUGUUUCUCAAUCUAUCUCUUUCUGUUUUGACUCCCCAGUCACUAACACUGUAAGCAUGCCCCAUGGGACGAUCCACUUUUUUACUCUUGAAUAAAAUAUGCAUGAACCUUU
This is a messenger RNA of Mugil cephalus (flathead mullet), 4556 nucleotides long. RefSeq names its product protein phosphatase 3, catalytic subunit, beta isozyme (gene ppp3cb). Gene Ontology annotation, cellular component: cytoplasm; calcineurin complex; cytosol. The record is from RefSeq and is a predicted model, not a curated record. The transcript has 14 exons. NCBI's taxonomy places the organism in Eukaryota, Metazoa, Chordata, Actinopteri, Mugiliformes, Mugilidae. Gene Ontology annotation, molecular function: calmodulin binding; calmodulin-dependent protein phosphatase activity. Gene Ontology annotation, biological process: calcineurin-NFAT signaling cascade. Bases 566 to 2101 code for a protein of 511 amino acids.